AUGAAGCAGCCCCUGCUGUCUGUGGUGAUCGUCGUCAUCCUGGGAGUUUCCGUAAAAGGUCAAUUCCGUUCGCCGCGAAUAACCGAACAUCCGUCAGACAUAACAGUAGCAAAAAACGAGCCAGUCACCCUGAACUGCAAGGCAGAGGGUAAACCAGAGCCAACGAUAGAGUGGUAUAAGGAUGGUGAGCCGGUGCAAACAUCGCCGGGCGAUGCCAAGUCACAUCGUGUGCUACUGCCAACCGGAUCCCUCUUCUUCCUACGUGUGAUGCAUGGAAAAAAGGAGCAGGACGGCGGAGUUUAUUGGUGUGUUGCUAAGAACCAGGCGGGCAGUGUUAGCAGUAGAAAUGCCACCCUCACCGUAGCAGCGAUGGUUUAUCUCGUGUUUUCCGAGCACCACAGGCCACUCUCAGCCCAGACAAGAUCUUUGUCCAUGAAAGCACCGGAUAUUGGUGACGAUCCACUUCCGAAUCCUUGA
This is a messenger RNA of Diachasma alloeum, 477 nucleotides long. Its product is annotated as roundabout homolog 2. Gene Ontology annotation, molecular function: axon guidance receptor activity. Lineage: Eukaryota; Metazoa; Arthropoda; Insecta; Hymenoptera; Braconidae. The coding region runs from base 1 to 477 and encodes 158 amino acids. The transcript has 3 exons. Gene Ontology annotation, cellular component: plasma membrane; axon; neuronal cell body. The record is from RefSeq and is a predicted model, not a curated record. Gene Ontology annotation, biological process: synapse organization; homophilic cell-cell adhesion.